AUGAUUAUCACACCGUCCCCAUUCACCCCUCUCACCAGAAGUAUCUCAAGUUUUGUUUCGACGGCGCUUUCUAUCAAUACACUUGUCUUCCUAACGGCCUUGCCAGUGCGCCUCGUAUUUUUCACAAAAUUACUCAAACCUGUCUAUGCUACACUUCACAGCAUGGGUCACUUAAAUUCGGGCUACAUUGAUGAUUCUUAUCUCCAAGGGGAUACUGUUGAGGACUGUCAACAAAACGUUGGAGACACUGUCACGUUAUUUACCAGACUAGGGUUUUUCAUCCAUCCAGAAAAGUUGGUUUUCGUUCCUACCCAGCGGUUGACAUUC
Porites lobata is the source of this 327-nucleotide messenger RNA. Lineage: Eukaryota; Metazoa; Cnidaria; Anthozoa; Scleractinia; Poritidae. The record is from the annotation of a GenBank genome assembly.